Messenger RNA from Musa acuminata subsp. malaccensis (wild Malaysian banana), 1027 nucleotides. RefSeq lists its product as uncharacterized. NCBI's taxonomy places the organism in Eukaryota, Viridiplantae, Streptophyta, Magnoliopsida, Zingiberales, Musaceae. The record is from RefSeq and is a predicted model, not a curated record.
CGUUCGGUCGAGUUCGGACGGCACCGGUUGCAGCCUCCCCCGGGCUUGCUGAGAUUUCACCCCCGGGGAAGAGGGGGAGCCGAGGGCGGAGCAGGACGCAGCAUGCUCCCAUUGGGCCAACAAAGGUGAGUCUUUUGGACGGUCCUGUGGCUUUCCAUCUUGGGGUGCGACACCUCCACUGUGAGUGUCGUCAUCCGAGGACCACGGCGGCGAUAACGCGCUGCGCUCAUCAUCUAAUAAUCCGGUUUGGGUACGGAGGAGAUAGGGGAAGAGAGAGAUGAGUUAUGGCUGCAUAUACUGCUUCCCCCAGAUGCAGACCAGACGAGCAACCCGCUUCGUCCAUGUCUGCCUUCCCCAUGUAUAUCUGAGAGUUCGCUGCUUCCCUUGCUUCAGAGUUCGUAACAUACCAAUAUAUACCCCUUGUGUUCCGCGUCCGCAGCGGCCAGGAAGAGCGGACAUGAGAGAGAGCAGGAAGGCUCGGCCCGAGCGGUCGGCUUCGUUCCACGGCCGGACGACGACGUUAACGGCCUCCCCGCUGGACCGCAGCCAGAUUCGGCGGCCUAAGACCCAGCCGGAACUGCUGCCCCGGGGGAGGAGCGGCGCGGGAGAGGAGCGGAGGUUGCCGGCGAAGGUGCUUGUGAACGUGUCCGUGCAGCGCAGCCUGGGGCCGGUGCAGGUGAUGGCGUCCGCGGAGUGGAGCGUCGGGGACCUGGUGGCCGCCACGGUCCGGCUCUACGUGAAGGAGGGGCGGCGGCCACCCAUCCCCACGGCGGAGCCUUCCGCCUUUGGCCUCCAUUACUCCCAGUUCAGCCUCGAAGGUCUGGAUCCGGAGGAGAAGUUGAUGGGGUUGGGCUCAAGGAACUUCUUCCUCUGCCUCAACCCCGUCCCUGUUUCAGAAGCAGCAAGCGCAGCAGCAACAGCUACCGCUGCCUCUGCAACUGGUUCUCGCUUCAAACAAGCCGAGAAGUCAUCAGAGAUCGGCAUCUCCUGCUUCAGUUUCAUGGACUUCUUGCUAUAGUUGGGUAUC